Messenger RNA from Amorphotheca resinae ATCC 22711, 584 nucleotides. RefSeq lists its product as hypothetical. The record is from RefSeq and is a predicted model, not a curated record. NCBI's taxonomy places the organism in Eukaryota, Fungi, Ascomycota, Leotiomycetes, Helotiales, Amorphothecaceae. The coding region runs from base 51 to 230 and encodes 59 amino acids. The transcript has 2 exons.
AGCGCAGCAACCCUGCGUCGCGCUGAUUACAAGAAGAUGGACCUUGACGAAUGUCAGAUAGUGGGCUCAACCAUCAGAACACCUUUGGAGCCCCGUGCUCGACAAGGAAAGACAGCCACUACCAGCAACAGAAAAAGCCGGGGAUAUGGACGCCCUCUUAUAACUUGGUACCUCUCCUCGCAGGCAUGCUUUCUGUAGAUAGACCUUUUCCUCCAGAGGCGCAUGUUUGAAAAAGGUACCCGGCUCAAAAAAAAGAGUUACACUGUCGUUUCUAGGUGUCGCUCUGCAUAGGUACCGACAAGGGAAAGGACCCUUCCGUUUCCCAGGUACCUUUUUCGCGCAGUCACUUUCAAAAAAGAUCGUAACGAGUGUCGUUGCUCGAAUCUGGAGCGGCCUAAUCCACAUAAUAAUAAUAUUAGACUUCUCUUUAUCGACGUCCUUCAUAACCUUUGUUAUGCUGAUACUCCAAAAUGGGGCUAAUGUGCAUGGCCAUUAUCCUCGUGCUCUUUAUCCAUAUCCAAUAUUUGGAGCGUGGCUAUCUCCACAGCCUUGUGUUUAGCUGUGUCUUCUCCGUUUGUUGUGAU